This is a messenger RNA of Myodes glareolus (Bank vole), 1584 nucleotides long. Lineage: Eukaryota; Metazoa; Chordata; Mammalia; Rodentia; Cricetidae. The record is from RefSeq and is a predicted model, not a curated record.
AUGGAGCCAGUAAACUUUGAGGAGGUAGCAGUGAAUUUCACCUCAGAAGAGUGGGCUGUGUUGGAUUCUAGUCAAAAGAAGCUCUACAGAGAUGUGAUGAAGGAAACAUUUUUGAACCUGGUCUCCAUAGAAAAAGCACUAGAAGAAAAUAUUGAAGAGGACUUUAAAGAUCUCAGCAGGAAUAUGGGAAUUCAGUCGAUUGAGAAAGACCAUGGAUAUGAAUGUUGUACUGAGUGUGAUAAAACCCAGCAACCUAUUCCAGAGAGUAUGAUCAAUAAAGACAUGCCUUCCAGAGUAAGAACUCAUGAAACUCCAUUGCAUGUAAGAAGCAGUAUUGGUCAUUUAUCCUUACAUGAGUAUCUCAGAGAAAAAACUAGAGAGAAACCAUCACUGUAUAAGGAAGUUGUGGUCAAAGCUUUUACACAUCAGAAACAUUGGGAAAAUAUCAGUUAUUCUAAACCACUUCAGGUACUUGAAACUUCUCCUAAAGAGAAACCCUGUAAAAAUCAACAAUGUAAUGAAGCCUGUAGGAGUCUCUGUUUUGAUCAGCCUCAGGAGAGAACUCACACUGAAUAUAAACUCAAUGAGAAUAUCUUAAUGAGAUACAUAUAUGGCCAGAAUGAUGAAGGAACCCAUAAAGAAGUGAAACAAUUUGUAUGUAGUCUCUGUGAAGAAUCCUUCAUUGAUUCCAGUGACAUUACCAACCAUGAAAAAAGUCAUGUUGAAGAGAAAAGGUACAUUUGUAGGCAGUGUGGCAAAAUAUUUAAAUAUGCAACAUGUUUUGAGAAACAAAAAGUAGCUCACAAAAGAGAGAAGCCACAUGCUUCUAUACAUUUUGGAAAAGCCUUCACCCCAUUUAGUCAAAAUGACAGUCAUGAAAGCAGUUACACUGGACAAAAGCCUUAUGUCUGCAAACAUUGUGGAAAAAACUUCACUCGUUCUUCUUAUCGAAACAUUCACGAAAGAAUUCACACUGGAGAGAAAGCUUAUGCAUGUAAGCAUUGUGGAAAAACCUUCAACAAUCCCAGUAGUCAUAACAGACAUGAAAGGAGCCACACUGCAGAGAAACCUUAUACAUGUAAGCAUUGUGGAAAAGCCUUUUUUUGUUCCAGUCAUCUGAAUAUCCAUGAAAUAAUUCACACUGGAGAAAAGCCUUAUGCUUGUAAGCAUUGUGGAAUAGCCUUCAACCACCCCAGUAGUCGUAACAGACAUGAAAGGAGCCACACUGCAGAGAAACCUUAUGCAUGUAAGCACUGUGGAAAAAACUUCACCCGUUCUUCUCAUCGAAACAUUCAUGAAAGAAUUCACACUGGAGAGAAACCUUAUGCAUGUAAGCAUUGUGGGAAAGCAUUCACUACUUCCAGUGCUUGUAGCAUUCAUGAAAGAAAGCACACGGCAGAGAGGUGUUACACAUGCAAGCGUUGUGUAAAAGCCUUUUUCUGUCCCAGGCAUCUGAAUAUCCAUAAAAUAAUUCAUACUGGAAAAAAGCCUUAUGAAUGUAAGCAUUGUGGGAAAGCCUUCAAGCACCCCAGUAACUGUAACAGACAUGAAAAGAGUCACACUGCAGAGAAACCUUAUGCAUGA